AUGUUACGCCGACGAGAUCGCCGACUUCUGCAGGAUUCAAAAGUCAUCCCUACAGACCAUGUCGCUGCCCAACACCAUCUGCUCGUUAUGGACUUGAAAAUCUCCCGUCCAAGGAAGAGACAUCCAAGAACUGAAACACAGCGCAUCAAAUGGUGGAAUCUGAAAGAUCGAAAAGAGAUAUUUUUUGCCUCCGUGGCUCCAUCUGCACUUCCCCACCCUACUCGUAGUGUGGAGGAAAUGUGGUCGUCUAUUUCCAGCGUUAUGCGCUUGACCGCGGAGAACACUCUGGGAAAGACGACUCUAGGUAAGCCCAAGGCACAAAAGGCUACGUGGUUUUGGAACGAGGAGGUUCAGGCGGCAAUUCGUGAGAAGAAGUCCAAGUAUAAGCUCUGGUGGAGGACGCGUCAGCCUGAAGAUCGGGGUGCUUACCUAGCGGUGAAGAGGGAGGUCAAGGCAGUCUCCAAGGCGAAGUCGGACCACUACAAGGCUGUGUAG
This is a messenger RNA of Necator americanus (New World hookworm), 495 nucleotides long. RefSeq lists its product as uncharacterized. The transcript has a single exon. The record is from RefSeq and is a predicted model, not a curated record. NCBI's taxonomy places the organism in Eukaryota, Metazoa, Nematoda, Chromadorea, Rhabditida, Ancylostomatidae. The coding region runs from base 1 to 495 and encodes 164 amino acids.